CAGUGAGAUCAGGUUAGUACAAUGCUUAGUCAUGGUGAGUUACUGCUUUCCCUAGGUCCUGUAUUCCGUAGCGCGCACACAGAAAUGGAAGAAUUGAACACUGUUUGAUUGUAUCUCUAUGUUUCAGUGCAGCUAGGGACGUCCUCGUGAAAGCAGCUCAAACUAACUGGAAAAGAGGUGUUUGGAGAGCCAUGCUUCGCUGCCUGGCAUACCUCAUCUAAACCCUGAGAAGAACAGUCACUGCAGAAGUUUUUACCGUCUUCAUCUACUACCUUUAAAAGUCCUUGAAGCUCACUCUACCUGUGGUGGUGAUGCAGAUGAUUCAUAUGAUCCUUUGAAUUUUUAAAUAUAUAUGCACAUUAAUUGUAUUCUGUUAUUUAACUAUACAACGGUUGCUGUCAGUAAAUGGGCAUUUGAUUAUUUCUUUAUUUGGUUUAAAUUCCUUUUGCUGCCUUAGGUUUUCCAAGUUGCAGUAAAAAAAAACCCUCCCACAGAAAGCUGACCUGCUAGAUAUUUUUUGUCACUUUGACUUUGGAGAGCAAAAAAACAAGAUUGUUAAAGAAGUUCCCCAUCUGAAGACAAAAGUAGGAGAAAUUCUUUGCCAACGAAAACAAAGCAAAGUCACUGGAAAAUCUUCCGCCCAACUAACUGAGUCCAACCUGCUACAUUUUUAACACAGCAUAGAAUUUCCUGUCAUUCCUUCCAAUACUGUUCCCAUAACAACCAGAAACCAGGAGAAACUACAGCAGUAUACUGUAGGAAGCCCAUGUUUCUGGUAGCUCCACCUGGACUAUAUUCUUCAUGUGUUUUUGUCAAAGUGUGUGCAGCAACGAUACCAAUGAUUCAGCAGAUAAAUUCAGAGCACUUAAAAUGGCCAGGCAGUGGAGGUCGAGAAUGCCAUCUCACUGAAAAAUGAUUGCACAAGUUAAUUCCAGCCUUUAAAAGCAUUGCACUGGACAUGGACUGCAGCAAGUCACUCAGAUAAUACAAGCAAUGCUUGCUCAUGCUCCAAACUCUGCCUAGCUAAGCCCUAAAAGGAACUGCACCUCCUGCAUACAAGAUAACAAUGAGAGAUUGAGCAGCACAGUUACCUCAGUGUUUUUUUAGGAUACAGUCUGCCUCGGCCAAAUUCAAAUGAAGGAAGUUAUCAGUGUUGUACCGGUCACUGGCGUCUUAAAGUGUGAGACUUCCCUUCGCUGUCUGAGAGUGUGGUGUCAGAUUUUUCGUCCUGCCUUCCAACCGCUCUAGACGGUGGUUCCCCACCCUUGACAAAUUAGUCCCGAAGAAUUGAUGCAUCGCCUUCUUAAAAAAUAAAGGCACGCUUUCCUGCCCCGCCUGCGCGGUCUGUGGUUUUCCCCCCCGUUCCAUAAUUCCUUGGCCUUGGUUUCCCCCUGCUGUGCGCUGGCGAGCGAGGAUGAAAGCGCGGGGUCUCGGCGGGCGGUGAGGAUGUACACAGCGGGCGGCAUGACGGAGUGCAAGGCGGAGGUGACGCCCUCCACCCGCAACGGCCACCGCGUCUUCAGCUACACGCUGGAGAGCCACACGGCGGCCGCCUUCGCCAUCAUGAACGAGCUGCGGCUGGAGCGCCAGCUGUGCGACGUCACGCUGCGCGUCAAGUACAGCGACCUGGAGGCCAAGGACUUCGUGGCCCACAAGGUGGUGCUGGCCUCCUCCUCCCCCGUCUUCCGUGCCAUGUUCACCAACGGCCUGAAGGAGUGCGGCAUGGAGGUGGUCCCCAUCGAGGGCAUCCACCCGAGGGUGAUGGAGCGGCUGAUCGAGUUUGCCUACACCGCCAGCAUCUCCGUGGGGGAGAAGUGCGUGAUCCACGUGAUGAACGGGGCGGUGAUGUACCAGAUCGACAGCGUGGUCAAGGCCUGCUGCGACUUCCUGGUGCAGCAGCUGGACCCCAGCAACGCCAUCGGCAUCGCCAGCUUCGCCGAGCAGAUCGGCUGCACUGAGCUGCACCAGAAGGCCAGAGAGUACAUCUACAUGAACUUCAGCCAGGUGGCCACGCAGGAGGAGUUCUUCAACCUGUCGCACUGCCAGCUGGUGACGCUGAUCAGCCGGGACGAGCUGAACGUGCGCUGCGAGUCGGAGGUGUUCCACGCGUGCGUGGCGUGGGUGCAGUACGACCGGGAGAACCGCCGGCCCUACGUGCAGGCGCUGCUGCAGGCGGUGCGCUGCCACUCCCUCACGCCUCACUUCCUGCAGCUGCAGCUGCAGCGCUGCGAGCUGCUCAAGUGGGACGCGCAGUGCAAGGACUACCUCUCCCAGAUCUUCCAGGACCUCACCCUGCACAAGCCCACCAAAGUGCUGUCCUGCCGGACGCCCAAGGUGCCCCAGCUCAUCUACACGGCCGGCGGGUACUACCGCCAGUCGCUCAGCUACCUGGAGGCCUACAACCCCUGCAGCGGCGCCUGGCUGCGGCUGGCCGACCUGCAGGUCCCGCGCAGCGGCCUGGCCUCCUGCGUCAUCAGCGGGCUCUUCUACGCGGUCGGGGGCCGCAACAACGCCCCCGACGGCAACAUGGACUCCAACACGCUGGACUGCUACAACCCCAUGAACAACUGCUGGUCGCCCUGCGCCCCCAUGAGCGUGCCCCGGAACCGCAUCGGCGUGGGCGUCAUCGACGGCAUGAUCUACGCCGUGGGAGGCUCUCACGGCUGCAUCCACCACAACAGCGUGGAGAGGUAUGACCCCGAGAGGGACUUGUGGCAGCUGGUGGCCCCAAUGCUGACGCGGCGCAUCGGGGUGGGCGUGGCCGUCAUCAACCGGCUGCUGUACGCGGUGGGCGGGUUCGACGGGACGCACCGCCUCUGCUCCUCCGAGUGCUACAACCCCGAGAGAGACGAGUGGAGGAGCACGGCACCCAUGAACACCGUGCGGAGCGGGGCGGGAGUCUGCAGCCUGGGCAGCACCAUCUACGUCAUGGGCGGCUACGACGGCACCAACCAGCUGAACAGCGUGGAGCGGUAUGACGUGGAGACCGACAGCUGGAGCCUGGUGGCGUCCAUGAGACACCGACGCAGCGCGCUGGGAGUCACCACACACCACGGCCGCAUCUACGUGCUGGGUGGGUACGAUGGGAACACCUUCCUGGACAGCGUGGAGUGCUACGACCCGGAAACGGAUACGUGGGAGGAGGUCACCAGAAUGACCUCGGGGAGGAGCGGCGUGGGCGUGGCCGUCACCAUGGAGCCCUGCAGAAAGGACCUGGUCCCGUGUCAGAAGCACUAGACUAGAGCUAAACGAAGAACCUCACACACACACACACACACACACACACACACACACACACACACACACACACACACACACACACACACACACACACACACACACACACACACACACACACACACACACACACACACACACACACACACACACACACACACACGGUCCACAGUCUGACCACCCCACGGGCUGAAUGUGCUGUUCACCCCUCCGGACCCCUGCAUCUCUCACUCAGCUCUGAAAGGGGUGCAGGUGCACCUCCACUCAGCUCUGAAAGGGGUGCAGGUGCACCUCUCACUCACUGUCAUCCAUCAAAUGGAACACCGCCAACGCCAGCCUUUCGGAAUCCCAGGGGUUCCCCUCGUUUCUCUUUAUUUUAAUCUCAGGUCUUAACAUACGGUCACCGUCUACAAGAUCAUCCCAGAUCUUCAGUUAAUUUUCAGGUAAUCUGUCACUCACCGAACAGUACUUUUCAGACCUUACAUGACUUUAUGGUUAUCAAGAUUUUCUAGCUGGAUUUUUUUAUGCACAGAUUAUUACGGCCUGUGAAUGACUUGGACCUCUGAGAGGGUUUUCUUUUUUUUUCUUUUUUUAAGGCCAUGCUGCGUGGACAAACUGUGGGGAAAUGGGUGUGUGGGUAUAAAAAUGUUGAAGGUUGGUGUCCCUUGGGCCACUUGAAGAGUUGGAAGGGACUGGAGACUCCUGCGAACGGAAAGCGACGCUGUCUUGCCUGGCCACUAGAUCAGUAUAUUUGCGCACAUUCUGUGGUGGAUCGGAGGGAGGUGCUACUGGUGCUCUAUGCUAGUGAGAAACGGAGCUUGCCAACCGUGGUGUAUAGGACGGACAUCACCUCUACUUCUGUUGGACAAGUCUGCGACAUCGCCUGUAUUUUUGAGAGCUCUUGCAAAGGGAGCGAUAGCUUCAGAACUGGAGGACUUCUGUUUUCAGGAGAAGUGGUGAUGAAUGUAAGAACGCUACGUAAAUUGUGUUUUCUAAAAAUGUGUACGUUCACACCACUUCAACCCAGCACCUUACCUUAGACCCCCCCCCCCCCCCCCCCCCCCAAACGAAAAAUAAUUUUAAUUCAUAUGGGGGCCUGGUCUCUCUAAUAAACAGAAAUUUCAUUAGUCGUAGGAAAUGUAUUUGUAACAGCAGUUAAAGCUACAAGAUCUUUUCUUUUUUUUAUUAAACGAGUAGCAUUUUGUAUGUUGAUAUUCCAUAGUCUUGUACAGAAUUCUAAAGCUUGUUUUUCAGAUUGUUUUUUGUUUUUUUUCUCCUACGGACUUCCACUUUGUAAAGGAUUUGAUUCUUAAAUAGUUUCUUGCUGACGGAGCAUGUGUUGCAUUUAGGAGAGAUGCUUGUGAGUGCUAAAUCUUAUUUUGCUUCUCCAAAUGAAAGGGAAAUGUUUUUCUUAGUUCAAAAUUAACACCAACUGAUUAUUUAAAAAACGCUUUGUAAAUUUUGAAGCAAAAACGAGUGUACAACAAACGCAUUGUAUAUUAAAGUAUUUGUUUAUUGUAAAAAA
This is a messenger RNA of Conger conger (European conger), 4762 nucleotides long. RefSeq names its product kelch-like ECH-associated protein 1b (gene keap1b). NCBI's taxonomy places the organism in Eukaryota, Metazoa, Chordata, Actinopteri, Anguilliformes, Congridae. The record is from RefSeq and is a predicted model, not a curated record. Gene Ontology annotation, molecular function: protein binding. The coding region runs from base 1447 to 3237 and encodes 596 amino acids. The transcript has 7 exons.